Messenger RNA from Dimorphilus gyrociliatus, 1298 nucleotides. The record is from the annotation of a GenBank genome assembly. NCBI's taxonomy places the organism in Eukaryota, Metazoa, Annelida, Polychaeta, Dinophilidae.
ACUUGCCUGUUAAACAACUUCUAUGCACAAAAGGUAGCAAUAUGAUUGGAAUUAGAAUUGCCAAAGGAGGAUGCAGAGGGAGAGAGGCUUAUCGCUUCCCUCUCGCUCAAGUUUCGAAAAAACUUGGAAGAUAUUUUUCGAUCUCGAGUCAAAAAAGCCAGCGCCCAGAUUUGAAACAUGAAAGUUUUGAGCAUACAGAAAUGAAAUACUCUAACUCCCCAGUAUGGGCAUGGAAUGAGUGGGAUCCACUAGAAGAGGUUAUUGUCGGCAGAGUUGAAGGUGCUACCGUCCCUCCUUUGACUAUCGAAGUUAAGGCAAAUACCAAUGAAAAGCAUUGGAACUUUUUCAAUCAAAAUGGAGGUUCUCACUUCCCUGCUGAGCAUAUGGAAAAAGCCAGAAAGGAGAUCGAAAAUAUGUGUGAUAUUUUAAGAAAGGAAGGUGUAGUUGUUAGACGUCCAGAUCCAAUUGACUUUGUGGAAAAGUUUCAAACGCCCGAUUUUACCAGCUCUGGAUUAUAUUCGGCAAUGCCUCGAGAUAUUCUCAUGGUAGUUGGUGAUGAAAUUAUAGAAGCACCAAUGGCAUGGCGUUCAAGAUUUUUUGAAUAUAGAGCAUAUAGAUCUUUGAUCAAAGAUUAUUUCAGACAAGGUGCUUCUUGGACUACGGCCCCCAAGCCGCAAAUGUCAGAUGACCUGUAUGAUCAAGACUAUCCUAUGAAAUCUGUCCAAGAUAGACAUCGUUUGGCUGCGGAUGGAAAAUUUGUCACCACUGAAUUUGAGCCAUGCUUCGAUGCUGCUGAUUUCAUUCGUGCUGGUCGAGACGUUUUCGCUCAAAGAUCUCAAGUGACAAAUUACAUGGGUAUAGAAUGGAUGCGUAGACAUCUUGAGGGUAAAGGAAUUAGAGUUCACACUCUAAGCUUCAAGGAUCCCAACCCAAUGCAUAUUGAUGCAACAUUCAAUAUCAUUGGGCCGGGACUAGUGUUAUCAAAUCCCGACCGACCAUGUUUACAAAUUGACAUGUUCCGAAAGGCCGGUUGGAAAAUCGUUCACCCACCAACACCAUUGGUACCAGACGAACAUCCUCUAUGGAUGUCAUCUAAAUGGCUAUCAAUGAAUGUAUUGAUGUUAGAUCCUAAAAGAGUGCUAGUUGAGGAGGAAGAAAAAACUACGAUUGCUAUGUUUGAAAGUUUGGGUAUUGAGUGUAUUCGUGUGCCGCUUCGAUACGCGAAUUCUUUGGGAGGUGGGUUCCAUUGCUGGACAUGCGAUGUUAGAAGAAAAGGAACUCUAGAAUCAUAUUUUUAA